CCCAUAACCGGUACUGUCGCCUCUCUCAUCUGAUUUCUUCGUUGGCAGCUGAAAAUUGCGCUCCAUUACUCUCCGCAGCUUCCCUCGAAUUUCAAUUUCAUAGCCUUUUCCUGUGAAUCCCAGAGAGAGUAAGCGUCCGCUAGUUUUCAAAGGGGCGAGUAAGCAAGAUGACCACCAUCCGCCGCUUUUGCUGCAACGAUCUCCUUCGCUUUGCCUCCGUCAACCUAGACCAUCUUACUGAGACCUUCAAUAUGUCUUUCUACAUGACCUAUCUCGCCAGAUGGCCAGACUAUUUUCAUGUUGCCGAAGGCCCUGGAAACCGAAUCAUGGGUUACAUUAUGGGUAAAGUAGAGGGACAAGGAGAAUCUUGGCAUGGGCAUGUCACUGCAGUAACCGUUGCUCCCGAGUAUCGGCGGCAGCAAUUAGCCAAGAAACUCAUGAAUUUGCUAGAAGACAUCAGCGACAACAUUGACAAGGCUUAUUUCGUUGAUCUUUUUGUGAGAGCAUCAAAUGCACCAGCCAUCAAGAUGUAUGAAAAGCUUGGCUAUGUGAUUUAUCGACGAGUGCUACGCUACUACUCUGGGGAAGAAGAUGGAUUGGAUAUGAGGAAGGCAUUGUCUCGUGAUGUUGAAAAGAAGUCAAUCAUUCCUCUUAAACGACCAAUCACGCCGGAUGAAUUAGAGUAUGAUUAAAUCUGCUUUUUAAGCAACUAUGUUGAAUGAACUUAUUUUUGUGAUUUAAAACAAAUGUUAAUUAGGUAUUAUACUGUAACUAAGUUUGAUUUCCCCAGUUAUUAGAGUUUAAGACCAAUUACAUGUUUGAAAAUUUGAAACAGACACUUCUGGAAAUUAUUCCUGAACUACUUGAAUCUUGACAUUUGUACUUUGUUUUUUUCGGAAGUAACCCUAUGUUCACUUUUUUCGUUUUCAACUUGAAAAGGAAGGUGUGUUGGAAGGGCUAGAAAGUUAAAAUGUUGGCCUGGUAAGAUCAUCUUGCUCAAAACAUGAACUGGAUUCCAAUUCCAAGUUCAACAUAUUCUUUGAUUGUCAUAGUUUGCCAUGCAUUUGUUCCGACCCAUUUAUUAUUUUUAUUGUUAUUGUUCUUAAUUUUAAUAUUCGAAAAUGACAAUUGUAGCCACAUAUUUUAUAGCUUACUUUCUCCUUGUUUCUUGUCCAAUGUGUUAGCUUGAAGUAUCACUUUAUUUAUCAUUUCAUUAGAUAAAUACUGAGCUGUAACAGAAAUGGUGUGCUCUGUAUAAUUAGCUCUCAAUCAUACUAGAAUUUUUGUGCUUGUGGUUUCCAUGUUUUUCCA
Molecule: messenger RNA, 1311 nt
Organism: Arachis duranensis
Lineage: Eukaryota; Viridiplantae; Streptophyta; Magnoliopsida; Fabales; Fabaceae
Product: N-terminal acetyltransferase B complex catalytic subunit NAA20
Exons: 6
Coding region: 168-692 (174 amino acids)
Biological process (GO): N-terminal peptidyl-methionine acetylation
Cellular component (GO): NatB complex
Molecular function (GO): protein-N-terminal amino-acid acetyltransferase activity
Source: RefSeq, a predicted model, not a curated record